Molecule: messenger RNA, 5883 nt
Organism: Manis pentadactyla (Chinese pangolin)
Lineage: Eukaryota; Metazoa; Chordata; Mammalia; Pholidota; Manidae
Gene: ZNF385D
Product: zinc finger protein 385D
Exons: 8
Coding region: 720-1946 (408 amino acids)
Cellular component (GO): nucleus
Molecular function (GO): nucleic acid binding; zinc ion binding
Source: RefSeq, a predicted model, not a curated record
UUAAACCUACCUCCGGUUGGCAACUGGAGGAGCAAGCCGGUGCAGCCUUCCAAGCUUCCUUUGUGCUACAGUUGGAGCUGUUUAUUAGUCGCGGAUGAGUUUAAGUUGGGAAAAGAAAAGACACAGGGGUGGGGGUGGUAAACUUUGCCUAGAUUCCUCUGCAGGAAGUUGGCCUUUUUAGCUAGGGGAAGGAGAAAUGGUACAGCGUGAAGGCAUGGGGUAACUUAAUGGAAUGUGAAACAAAGUUCCUUUGCUACAGAUGUUGCAAACGCUAAGUCAGUGUCAGUAUUUCACUGAGCAUUUUGGUUUUUCCCCUACUUCUGAAGCAGAAGGGGAGCACAUUCCUCGGUGUGCAGUGGUUGAGCCGCUGAGAACACUGCUUCAUUCCAUCCCAGUUUUCCUUCUAGCUAGGGCAGCCUCGCACAAAAUGCAUAUUGUUUUAAACCUUCAGAGGUCUUGGGGCUGUUAAAUAUUUGUGCGGUAUAGUUGUGGACCACAGCGGAGACCUCUCUUAGGUCCUCAGCUGAGCUGCCUGCAGUACAGGAAAUAUGUUAAGGCUUAGAUCUGGGCUCUCCGUGGAGCACUGUAAGCGGGCUGCGAACAGCACAUUUGCAUUGUAACGCUGCAACUUAACUGCUGGCAGAGAAGGCAAAAUCCUUUCACUAAAUAAGAAGAAGCCAAGGAUUAGGACUGAAUAUCCUUUCGUCCUCCCUGGAGUUAUGCUCUCCUUCUGUGAGUUCCAUCCCGCGGCAUCGUCGAAGGGCAUCUAUCUGAUACUAAAAGGUGGUACAUGCCAGAGCCCUGCUCUCCCAGCCCUGGUCCGUCCACCAGCCCCUCCUUUGCAACCGUCGCUGGAUAUUAAACCAUUUCUUCCCUUUCCUCUUGACACUGCAGCCGCGGUCAACCUCUUCCCCAAUUUUAAUGCGAUGGACCCAAUUCAGAAAGCUGUAAUAAAUCAUACAUUCGGGGUUCCUCUUCCUCAUCGAAGAAAACAAAUCAUAUCGUGCAACAUUUGCCAGUUGAGAUUUAAUUCCGAUAGCCAGGCUGCGGCCCACUACAAAGGCACGAAACAUGCCAAGAAGCUCAAAGCACUGGAAGCCAUGAAAAAUAAGCAGAAAUCUGUAACUGCCAAGGACAGCGUAAAGACCGCCUUCACCUCCAUCACUACCAAUGCCAUCACUACCAGCUCUGACAAAACAGACAGUACCACGGGGACACCAGCAAUAUCAACGACGGCAACUGUGGAAAUUCGCAAAAACAGUGUUAUGACAACUGAGAUCACCUCAAAAGCAGAAAAAAGCCCCACGUUAGCCACCGGCAAUAGUUCCUGUUCUUCCACGGAGACGGAGGAAGAAAAGGCAAAACGGCUUCUUUACUGUUCGCUCUGCAAGGUUGCUGUCAACUCGGCCUCACAGCUGGAAGCGCACAACAGUGGUACUAAGCACAAAACCAUGCUAGAAGCUCGGAAUGGAAGCGGGACUAUCAAAGCCUUUCCUAGGGCAGGUGUGAAAGGCAAAGGACCAGUUAAUAAGGGAAAUACAGGCCUGCAAAACAAAACGUUUCACUGUGAAAUCUGUGAUGUGCACGUCAACUCAGAAACACAGCUUAAACAGCACAUUAGCAGUAGAAGGCACAAAGACAGAGCUGCCGGGAAGCCCCCAAAACCUAAAUACAGCCCCUACAACAAGCUUCAGAAGGCAGCCCAUCCGCUGGGGGUGAAAUUAGUUUUUUCGAAGGAACCUUCAAAGCCAUUGGCGCCGCGCAUCCUGCCGAGCCCGCUGGCCGCAGCGGCGGCCGCCGCCGCCGUGGCCGUGAACUCGCCGUUCAGCCUGCGCGCUGCGCCGGCCACGCUGUUCCAGACCUCCGCGCUCCCGCCCGCGCUGCUGCGGCCGGCCCCGGGGCCCAUUCGGACCGCCCACACUCCUGUGCUGUUCGCUCCCUACUGAAUUCCACGCCGGAGCAACCGUACUGCAAUAAUUUUUCAAAAAACAAAAAACAAAAACAAAAACACAGAACUCAGCAAAAGAGAACUAUGCAGUGUUUUAUUUAUAAAGUAUAUCCGAAGAGCCAGGACUUUUGAUAGUGAAUUGAAAAGAUUAUUUAAAAAAAAAAAGGAGGGAGGUUAGGGGGUGGGCGGGGAGGGGUGACAUUUUCUCCAAAUUCAAGCAUUCCUCUCGAGCGUUGAUUGUUUUAGAAGUGAUCUCCAGCAUCGACUUGUAGCGGCACCUAGAACUUCUGGCGCCUUCGUGACUGUGCUUCUGGGCACCUGUUUCUCCUUCCAUUGUCUUUCCUGCUUUAUGAAACAACAUUGUCUAAGGGCAUUAACUGGUUCCAAUGUACAUACAAUAAUUUACUCUGUAGAUUAAAAUCAUGCGAAAAAAACAAAAACAAAAAAAGCAAAGCAACACUGUGAAUAGCAGUACCCGUGCUGGUCCUCUUCCUGUGACAGCAGUUACUGGGUAUUUAUCCCAACAAAAGUAGAUACAGUAGACGUCUUGUUAAAUUAUAGUGCUGUGUCUCAAUCUAUGCCACUAGGUUUUUAAAGAAUGGCAAAAGGUAGAAUGAACAACUAUUUCAUGCCAAGAAGCAGGCAAAAACUAAACUCAUACCCAGUGGUUUUGUGGAGGUCCCCGUAGUUAGUGCACAUUCCCCUCCUCCUGCCCUGCUUGGAGAUGACUUUCAGUUAAGAACAGUAGAACAAGGCUAAGCACAGAGGUGGCAGAGUAUGAAUAAAGGUGUUUUUUUUUACACAGUGCUAUUUUUCCACCCUGAAGCAGUAUUGCUGGAAAGAGUGAAGUGUUUGUAAUGAAACUGCAUCUGUAAACUGGUAAACCCAUGCAUCAUGGGUGUUUAGGAAGAAAUCAUUACAACUGUUCUGUUUCAUGGAUAAGGGACGAUCAUUACCUAGGAUAAUACAAAGUAAGGAUUUUUUCAACUUAGUACAUAUCCGUUAAAAACAGAAUAUUGCAUCUCUGCAAUAUCCAUUUUGUAUCAUACCAGUAGGGCUGUCUCUUAGGCAAAGAUUUCUGCUUUGAAUAUGAUGAUAGACAUUAGCUAUUGUGGAUUUUUUUGUUGUUUUCUACAUCUCCUACUGACACGAUAUAAACAAUUAAUAUAUACUUAAAUGUUAGUAAAACAAGAAAGACAAAUCUGAGUUAGUUGCAGACCAAGGAUGUAGUGUUAAAAAAAAUACUGGUAAGAUGCACUCAACCAUCACUUCUCUAGUGGAGUUGUAAAAUACUGACAGCCUUCGAUAUUCACCAGUAGGCUGGAAGGAGUUGAUGUUUUACCUUUAAAACAAGAUUUAUCAGGGGUAUAUAUAAAUAUAUGUAUAUUGUAUAUAUGUUAGAAAGAUUAAGAGAAUAACUUAUAAAAAGAAAAUCUAUAUAAAUAAUUAUAUAACCAUCCCGUGUUACAUGUUAUCAUUAAAUUGGUAACAAACGGCAUAAAAAUAGCUGUGCCUUUAAUUUGUGAAAAAGGCUCUCUGCUUUUUCCCAUAGAAAGCUAACAAUACCUAUCACUAUGAUGGGGUUCGAUGCAGCCAGUCUGUUGCUUUAAUAAGAACGACACUCAAACUUAGAACAAGGACAAAACAUGUACAAAUCAACCCUACAUGAUUUAGGUUUAGAGAAAAAAGUAUUUUUUGAAAAGGUUUUGUAAAGACUAUUUAAAAAUACAGGGAAGGGCUGGAUAUGGCCUUCCUGAAACUGAUCUUACCUAAACUGUUGUAACCUUUUGAGAGGUAUAAAGAUUUAAGAUGAAACCAUUCGAGAGAUAGGUAUUUAUCAUCUGUCAUUUUAUAUUUAAGAAACACCCACAGCGUGCUUGGUGCUCAACCUAAACAUGGUCUUUGGAAUUCUUCGCCACCAUCUAGCUCUAGACGUUUGUCAUAUAAACUUAUCUUUAAAGCAGUUGGCUUUAUAUAUCUUUUGUUAAACAAACCACCAAAAGAAAACAGAAAUAAAAAUUUAAAAAAAGAAAGUAAAAAAGGGAGGAGGCAGGCAGAAGGAAAAAGUAUUCCAUCGGUAUUUGGUAAAAAGAAUUUCAAACCAUACAUCUCCAGUUAAACAUGUUGGUCAGCAUUAAAUUUGUUUGGGGGAGCAUUUGAUGAGUUUUGCAUUAGCCAAUAUCUCUACCGCCUGGUGUUAGCAUAUGUUUCUUUUUUUCACCCACAGACGCUGCUAGUUCAGUCAGCUGGAGAGUUGCUCAUGUGCUGAUUGUUCAGUGGGCUGCGUGUGUCCCGUGUGACCGGCUUCUGACUGUGUUGAACUUGAGCUUCCUUUUUCUGCUUUGUCAAAUAUUUUGAUCUUUCACUAUAAGUUAGCCUGACAACCUUUAUCCAAUAACCUUUACACAUGAGAAAACCUCUCUUUCUGUUGGAGAACUUGGUGUUAAUUGAUGAAUCUCACUACAAUGUGCUUUCACUGUUCUUCCCCAUUUUCACCAAAGUGAAUGAGCCAGUCCACAGUCAGGGCCUGUGGGACACAAGAGUCCUGAAUCACAAGGCAUUACUAACUAAUGAGUUGCUGGGAACAAACAAAUCAGCCAUAUUUUCUCCAUCAGCCAUAUGAGAAAACUCAGAAAUACCUAAAUCCCUUCUGCCUCACUUCACUAUGGAACCAUUUUUGUUUAAAUGGUCUCUCAAAUUGGAGUUGUGGUCAUCAGUUGUCUUUUACUCACUACCUAAUAAAGGAUGAAGCCUAACCACAGAACUUAGAGUGGAUUCUCUGUGAUUGUUUACCCCCACUCCACAUAUUUAUCAACAUCAGAUCCACAUCUAUUGUAGUUUAGACUGCUAUAUCCUUUCCUUGGGGAACUUUUUCAUGAAUAAAGAUCAAUAAUUCAGAUUGGUCAGCAGUGGUGCUCUGAAAAUCCCUCAGGGAGGUCUGACUUUAUGGUUAUAUAUCCCUUCCCAUGCAUCACACCCAUGGCAAGGAUGUGAUAGAGAAAGCAUCUCUGAUUUCAAUUGAAACAAAUAUAAAUGCAUUGCAAGAGCCAAAUGCCUCUGGAAAAAGCAUGGUUGUACUUCAUCCACAUCACCCAGACAAAUGGGAAACAGUCAUUGGGGAGGUAUUCUAUUUCUCUUCUGAGAAAACAGGUGAUUAUACAUGACAAAUUGCUCUUCUCACUGGGCCUAAGCUUUGAAGAGUGGUGGCUCUGUUCACAUAAGCAAACACGCAGGUGGCUCUUGGCAGUUCAUAUCAUCAUUGCCUCAUCUGAAAGAAUUGCAAUCUUACCAUUGGGUUUCCCCUCAUUUAUUGCAAUAAUUCACUGCCAUUAUCAUCAGAGAUAUGAUUUGGGUUUUUUUUAAGGUGCUACAUAUUUUUCUGCCAAGGAACUGUUUAGCCAAGAGAGUGUUUAUACCCAUUUGGAAAUUAGAAGAGAGCUGGAAAUCAUGAAACAAAGGAUUAAAAGUUAAAAGACAAAGAAGUUUUAAGAAAUAAAAUUACUCAGAGUUUAUUUUGGCUGUACCCAUCUAAGUUUCUAAAGCACAGAACCAAUACAUGGUAGAUAGAGCCAUUAUGUUUCCCUUAUGAUUACAUUUUAAAUUAAUAUUGUGGUUUCUGUACCCACACCACAUAAUGUUUCAACUUUCCUAAAGAAAUCAAAUCACAAAGCAAAAAGAUGACUCAGUAUGUCUAGAGACCCCUUCCUUUAAAUUUGAAUUGGUUUAUAGUACUACCUUUCUGUACAUGGGUGACACUAUAUUAAUAACUACUUGUAUGCAGGAUAGCAUCAUGAAGUGUUCAAAGACAGAAGUCCAUUGUAGACUCUCACCAGCAGAGUAACAAUUAAAUAGUCAAUUACUGCUUUGUCCUUAAUUUCUUCAUCUGUAAUAAUGUGAGGGUGAAUAAAAGCUGAGCUGGUUUACUAUUCCUGCAU